Cladocopium goreaui is the source of this 531-nucleotide messenger RNA. The record is from the annotation of a GenBank genome assembly. Lineage: Eukaryota; Dinophyceae; Suessiales; Symbiodiniaceae.
AUGCUCAACAUCCUUCUGUCAUCGUUGCAGUCAACGAACAUGAGCAAACGUCGCAAAGCCACCGCUGUGCCUCAUUUAUCAGCGGCGGGUGCUACCUUGGAGGCCUUUCACCAGGCGUUUGCGGCGCAGCAGCUGGUUUUUGUGCAGCAGGAUGCUUCCAGACGUUUCGGUGUUGCUGGAAGGCAGAUUGGUCUUUCAACACUCCGGCGGAUAUUCACUGCGUAUCCUGCAGUUGUGCGCAGGGCCUUCAGUCUGGAGUGUCGUGGCUCCCUUCCGGCGCAUGAGGAUCCUCUGGUGCAGCUGCUGGCGGCCAAAGCUCCAGAAGGCUCGUGGUAUGCGUCCUGCGUGUUGCAGCGCCACCGACAGGCGCUGGCGGAGUUCCUCUCCCAAACUUUACCAGCAGGGGCUCCUGGCUUCUUGCUGAGGUCUACGAAGAGCAAGGCGAAUGCUGUGAGGGUGACAUCUACAACACCAACGCUUGUGCCAGAGGUUAAUUUCUUGAGAAAAGGAUUUCGGGUUCCCAAUCUUUGA